This is a messenger RNA of Durusdinium trenchii, 1671 nucleotides long. Lineage: Eukaryota; Dinophyceae; Suessiales; Symbiodiniaceae. The record is from the annotation of a GenBank genome assembly.
AUGGGAAAGCUUCGGCCAGACAAGGACCCGGACCUGUUCCGCUCCGAGACUCGGCUCAGCGGCCAGGGUUGGAGGGCUGGUGAAGGAACUGGACAGAUGUUGAUGCGCAUGGAUGUGCGCACUGGACAGGCGGACCUUUCAGACACAACAGCAAUAUCUAUUCUGUUUGCCGACUUCUACGUUACCGCGGGGAGGGAAGGCACGACAGGCACGACCUCAGGCUUCGUGAAGAUGACCCCCACCGACGCUCAAAAGAAAUGGAACUCCAAGAUGAGGAUGAGCGGCGAGGCCUUGGACUGCCUGGAGAAGGGAUGCACCGAGUGCGACACCAACUUCAGCGACGCCAGGAAGAGUGACCCGCAUGGCGGCACCGUGCACUUCAACGGGCGUCCCAGGGACAAGCUCUUCCAGCGGAUCUCCGCAUAUGAGGAUCAGAUGCCCAAGUAUUUGACCGUCACUGAGGCAUGGCGCAUGGCUUGUGCUUGUGAGAUGAACGGAGAGUCCAUGAAGUCCUUACCUUGUCAAUUGCCUCAUUCUACAACGGCGGUGGAGUUUAAUGGUAUGCUGAAGCUUUGGAAGUUUGAGCGGCCGUCCAUGGUGAGCAAGAGUAUGGCGCAGCAGUGGAUCCAGCGACGUUUGGAGGACACCUACAUCGGAGAUGGCACCUCCUUGCGUGGAAUCUCCGGUGGGCAGAAGCGGCGCCUGAGUUUGGCCAAGCGCUUGGCGAGCGGCUCACAGGUCUUCUUCUGCGAUGAACCCACGAGUGGCCUCUCGGCCACGGAUGCAGAGGCAUGCAUCCGGUAUAUGAAGCACAUCGCUCGCUUCUACAACGUCAUUGUUUUGGUGGUGAUUCACCAACCCAGGAUAGAGGUCGCCCAGCUCUUCGACGAGCUCGUCUUGAUGACGGCGAACCCUGGCCGGGCCGUCUACAAUGGCAAGAUGGAGGAUGUGGAAGACUACUUGCACCAAGUUGGCUUUGACGUGCCCAUGCACGCCAAUCCGGUGGAUUUUUUCAUGGACCUGGUCACACCAGAUGCCAGCAACUCUCAAGUGGACCUCUUUGUGGAGCAGUACCGAGAUCGCUUGGAGCCACGAGUGCUCAGAGAAGUGGAACGAGGCGCGGUGGGCCAGAAGGCGCCAACGAAGGCGGAGAAUGAGGACUCUGCGGCCACGCGCGAGCGCCGUGAUCGAUGGCCUUGGUUCGGCCUUGGCUUGGAGCUGGAGAUGCCCAGCGCCCUGGAUUUGCUGGAGAACGUCCGCGCACAGAUGCUGGAGUCCCUUGGUGCCUGUUCUUUUUCUGCUUUUCACUGCCCUCGCGCGGAGAGUGUAGGGGGUGGAGACCGGGAUGCCGUCGCGCGACCUGGGUCGCGGCUGGGUUUUCAUGAAGGGAACCUCGGGGGCCGGGAGCUGGGGCGAGUUGGAAAAGAUGUGACGAAGAAGCCAGGCGUGUGAUCAUUUGGGAGGAAGAGAAGUGUUUUUGGUCGACGUCUGCCACACACAGUGCGAGCUUUGCGAGCUUAGCUGUGUCGUGAAAGACUAGUGAAGGCAUGAGAAGAUCAUCAUCAAAGACUGCUUUAACGCAAGACGCGGUAUAGUGCAACUUGAGACAAUCAGCAGAAGGGGGCAAGAUUUGUACAUGCCUUUGUGAAGACGAGUCAACUUCAAACACAG